AGGCGCAUCGUUUUACACUUUGACUUUUUUACUCAGACUGAGACUGAACUCCGGUGGAGUGCAACACUGUCACUUGCACUUUUUUGCUGCAGGCCAGCCGCUACUUGUGCCACAAGGAUUUGCUUCUUGUGCUGUGCUAUUUUGAGGAAUUAAAACUUGCAUCGACGCUUCAAACAUGGCAUUGCUGGAGGAGAAGAAAGGCCCAGUGACAUGGGAUGCGGUGGUCCUGACAUGUGCCAAGAAAGAAUGGACUGAAACGUUGCAACAUGAACUGGAUGUGCGGGUGGCUAAAGGUUACCUGGGUCGAGACAUCAUUCAUCUGGUGGUUGAAGACCCCAAGUCCAAUGUUGGAAGUGGUGGAGCUACAGUAAACGCUCUUCUCUCUGUGGUGGAAUAUAUGAGUGCUCGUCGAGGCUUCACAGCCAUCAAUGCAGAUGUAUUACAAGGGGCAAACAUUUUGAUCCUACACACAGGCAGGAGUUAUACAUAUGAAGCAUGCAGCCGACCAUUUGUCAAUCUACCGGUAUCGAGAGUCUCCCCGACAUUUGAUGGCCCAGUGUGCAACUUUGACCUCAUUUUUUCCAUCAUUACGGAGAAGAUUGCAGUAUUUGCCAAGCCUGGUGUAUGGGUGUGCAGCACUGAUAUGCUAGUGUCAGUGCCAGAGUAUUUUGAUUUGGAAGAAGCCUUCCAGAACUGUGAUGUGUGUGGCAUAAGUAUACCACAAGCUCCAAAGUUGCUGAAAGAUCAUGGUGUUUACAAAUUAGAUUCACAGGGCUAUGUGGAGGACAUCUUAUAUCAAGCUGACAUUGCUGCUUUGGAAUCAAAUGCCAGGGAGGAUGGAUGUGUUGCUGCGGCUGUGGGCAUUGUGUACUUGUCCCUUGAAGUAGCUGAGAGACUGUUGGCAUUUUAUACCAAGCCCCCCUUGGAUGCCUGCACCUACAUGGGGCUGGACAGUGGUCAGCCACCUUUCAAGUUGUCACUUUUCUUUGAUGUCCUCCUCCCGAUGACAUCUGCCGUGUCAGAGGAUGACUUUAUUCGAGGCAACAGGGGUGCGUCUUUUGGCAAGCCUGCAACAGAGCAGCCCCCAAGCAGCAAGUUCAACAUGGAGUACGCUCGCACCAUGCUCUGGAGAGAUCUACAUGGCUUCCGCAUGAAAGCUGUCAUCAUCGAGGGUGGUAAGUACCACUACAUGACCCACACAGCUGCGGAACACAAGAAGAACAUGCUGAUGUGCCCAGAGACUCCAGGGCUGGGCUACCACUGGACCAAUAUGGCUCAUGUGGAGGUAGAGUCCUCAUUGUCUGUGUCGGAGGACAGUACAAUGAUCAACUCCGUCCUGACUGGGGACAUCACUGUUGGAGGAAGGACACUCGUAUCGCACUCAAACCUGAGUGGGAAGAUGAAAAUUGGCAAGGACUGUCUCAUCUCCUCUCUGCUGGUUGAACGCAACAAGACAGUUUUGCAAGAAAUAAACAUCCCUGACAGUAUGGUGGUUCAAGGCUACAAUGUGUAUUUGAAGACUUUGGACAGGUCGCAGUAUGUUGUCACUGUCCAUGGCAAACUCGACGACAUUAUGGCCCCUACUUGGAAAAGCCGAAGCACCUUCUGUAACCAGCCGUGGCUGAUCCUUCUGUGUCGCACUGGCAUUGAGCGAGAGGAAUUGUGGCCCACAGGCACCGAAAAUGAUCAACAGACGAUCCACACAGCCAAGCUGUUUCCACUUUUUCACGUAUCUCAGCACGUGGGUAUCACAGAGACGCUGUGGCUCCUAGGCACUGUGGAGGAUGAUAAAGAGAAGAGCAUUCUGAAGAGGUGGCGUGAAUCUUGGAGAAUUUCUUUGUCCGACAUUCUCAAAUGUACGGACAUUGGAGCUGAGUUCCAGUGGAAAAGAGACCUGUUUUUCAAGAUUGGAGCAAUAGAUCUAGAAAAGACCCUAAAUACUCAGGGAAACAAAGGGUUCUGUUGCCUUCACAACAGUGCAAGUGUGGAAGGCUACGCAGACUCCCUUCUGCAGACUUUGGACAAAGUGGCCAGUGAGACAUCCUCACCAGGUGUUGCGGCCCGUACCUUGGCCAACAUAGCAGACAUGUUGGGUGGGAUGGCAGGUACCCGUGGUGGACUGAGAAGUGGACCCGCCAGCAAUGUGGAUUGGAGAAAGGCUUUUGCAUUUCUUGAGGCUGGAAAUUUCUCCGAGGGUGUGGCAGCCAUGGCACAUCAGCGCCAAAAGUGGAUGGGACGGCCGGACCUUCUGAUCAGAGCAGCCAGACACUAUGAGGGCGCAGCUCAGAUUCUUAUAAGACAGGCAGUGAUGACGGCUAAAGAGUUCUUCACAGUGGAGCAAGGGACCCUCCCGUUGAUGAACAAGUGGGUGCAGGCUGACUGCCCGGCUCGGAUUGACAUCUCAGGAGGCUGGUCGGACACACCACCUAUCACAUAUGAGCACGGUGGAGCUGUUACCAUGGUGGGCCUACUCAUCAAUGGAAAGAGACCAAUUGGUGCCAAAGCAAGAAGAAUACCUGAACCACUCAUACGCCUGACCAUUGUUAACGAGGGAGCGGCUAACACAGAGGUGGUCUGUCACACCCUUAAGGACAUGGAGGACUACUGUCAGCCUCUGGCCCCUGGCUCGCUGCUCAAAGCUGCGUUUGUGUGUGUGGACUUGGUCGACCUGAAAAGCCAGACCUCUUUGUCCCAGCAGUUGAUGGAGAACUUUGGAUGUGGCUUUGAGUUAGAAUCUUGGUCCAACCUCCCUCGUGGCUCAGGCUUGGGAACCAGCUCUAUCCUGGCCGGGGCUGUGCUUGCUGCUCUGCUCGGUGCUGCUGGCAAAAGUGUGGACACCAAUGGCCUCAUUCACUCUGUUUUGUACCUUGAGCAGUUGCUGACAACCGGUGGCGGAUGGCAGGACCAGAUUGGAGGACUUGUCGGAGGUGUUCGUCUCGGCUUGUCUGAGGCAAAACUUCCCUUGCGUGUUGAUUGGGUGGACUUGAAGAUCAGCGCUGACUUCAUAGAGCGCUUCAAUGACCGCCUUGUGCUCAUCUACACUGGCAAGACUCGUCUUGCAAGAAAUCUAUUGCAGGAUGUGGUGAGGAACUGGUAUGCCAGGAACCCACACAUUGUGAACACAGAAGAUGCCUUGGUGAAGCUGGCUCAAGAAUGUGCUCAUGGAUUUAUUGACGGAGAUUUUGAAGUAGUGGGCAAAUGUGUUGGCAAGUAUUGGGAGAUGAAGAAGCGCUUGGCUCCUGGCUGUGAGUCGGCCACUAUCGCCCACAUCAUGAGAGUGCUUAAACCUUACGUGUUUGGCAUGUGCAGUGCAGGAGCAGGGGGUGGUGGCUUUAUCUACGGGAUACUCAAGGAACCCCAGUGCCUGAAUUUUAUCCGGGAGGUUUUGUCUGCACAGGAGGGUCUUGAGGCGGAGGUGUAUGAAGCUGUUGUUGACCAGAAUGGACUCACCGUUACUUAUGAGAACUGAUUAGAAGUUUCCUUUUUGUGAUAUAUAUCUGUGCUCCCCCUUUCUUCUCUUUACCAGCAUGUAUUACAUAAUUUCAGAUUGCUGUGCCUUUAUUGCUUUGCAUUUAUUCAUUAAGCCAUAUGUUUAUGAGACCUGUAUUCCUUUUAUUAACAUCUUAGAAAGUCUUGUUCUAUCUUUUAAAAUAUCAACUGCUCGAAGGUUUUUUAAAAUGUUUUCCAGUAUUAUCAAGUUUAUCCACCUAUAACACAUUGGGGUCUGUUAAAACAAUAGUGCUUUUUCUAGGGCCAGAUUUUCUCUGCCUCCAUUACUUGUAGAAGUUGAAGUGGUGCACAUUAUGUCAAAGUUUCAUUUAAACAGUUGUGCGUAUGAUGUUGCAUUUUUUGGUGUGGACUAGUGACAGAGCGUAGAACUACUUAAGCUUCUAUAGAGUUUUAUAGUAGAAUCCAGAAUAGUGUACUAUUAUACUAUAUUAUUUCAGUCAUACUUUGAAGCAAACUUCUCACAUAUCAUGAGAUGGAGGUUAUUAGGUUCAUGAGUAUGUUUUGUAGGUCUAUGUGUGUUUAGUAUGUACCUUCAACUGUUAAUGAAUUCUGGGUUCACUGUUUGAGAAUUCUGUUGUUGGUAUAAACCCUGUGUGCCUUGACCCCAUUUUUCUCAGACUGAAAAUGUAUUUAAUGAACUUAUGAAAUGUGUUGCACUUUUUAGUAUGUAUAAAUGCAUUGAUGUAAACAGCUGUUUUCAAUUCUUUUCACUGACAUUAUAGUAUAGAUCUAUAGUCUUUGUUUGUGGAAAAACUUGUCCAUUUCUGUGCCAACCUGCUUGAAACUAUAGCUCAGUAAUAUAAAUUAAUAUCGAAGUGACAGGCUGUGACAUAUGCUAUCCAUCACAAUACAAUGAAAGUGUACUGCCAUUAGGUACGCAAUGGAGUGUGAAUGAGGAAAAAAGCUUGCUAUUCUUCACAAAUUUUAUCAUUAUGUUUUCAUGCAGAACUGCUUUUAUAUAAAGUUGGUUUAUACUAAAGAUUUGUUGAAUUCCAAUGCAACUCAAAUUUCGGGUACUGUAAUAUGCUGUGUACUUACAAAAGAAAUUUGUUCUUGUGCUUUUCUCUGGGAUGAUACAAAUAGUAUCUUAUGGGGAAUAAAAUGUCCCUCAGUCC
This is a messenger RNA of Aplysia californica (California sea hare), 4625 nucleotides long. RefSeq names its product L-fucose kinase. The transcript has 27 exons. The coding region runs from base 176 to 3469 and encodes 1097 amino acids. Lineage: Eukaryota; Metazoa; Mollusca; Gastropoda; Aplysiida; Aplysiidae. The record is from RefSeq and is a predicted model, not a curated record. Gene Ontology annotation, biological process: GDP-L-fucose salvage. Gene Ontology annotation, molecular function: fucokinase activity; ATP binding.